Molecule: messenger RNA, 693 nt
Organism: Blastomyces dermatitidis ER-3
Lineage: Eukaryota; Fungi; Ascomycota; Eurotiomycetes; Onygenales; Ajellomycetaceae
Exons: 3
Coding region: 1-693 (230 amino acids)
Source: RefSeq, a predicted model, not a curated record
AUGCCACCACCAGCAACAAACCUAGCCUCCCUCCCGCCCGAAAUCGCCUAUCUAAUCCACCUCGCUCUCCGAUUUCACCAGCCUAUUUUCCCCAAUCCAAUCCACCCGCUUCUGCCAUGCUACCUUCAGCACAGGCGCCAACGGCCUCUCCAUCCUGCGCUCCAUUCUGCAGCGAAAAUGCGCUGCGCUAGAAACGCGCAAGGGCAGUUUAGGGAGAGGGAGAUUGAGGAGAUGUUGAUCCCGGUUGGGAUGGCGCUGGCAUGGUCGAUUACUUCUGCUACUACUACUGCUUCUACUUCUGCUUCUACUUCUGCUUCUAAUGCUACUGCUACUGCUGCUACUACUGCUGCUAGUGCUGCUACUGUUCAAAUGAACCCAUUGCUCUUCUGGAAGAUAUCUGGAAAGGAUCCGCCCCGUUCGGAUGGACGCAUCUGUCUGCUUUCCCUUUGGGAGUUUCCCCUAAGGGAUGAGCAGGUCACUGUGCCAGCAUGGCCCUUAAUGUAUCCCGUUGCGGCGUCCCUGGUGAAGCUGGAAGCCAUGCUACCAGGGGCAAGAAGUGGUGGCAGUGACAAUGACAACGUUCACGCCAAUAAUGGUGAUAACAACAAUGAUAAUAAUGAUGAUGAAUAUGUUCGAUUGCUAGUCAGGAAGGACAUCCUCAAAACGCUGCAGCCCACAAUACGACACUCUUGA